CAUUUAGACUAUUCUUUGCUGUAAAAAAAUAAAUAACUGUAUCAACUUAAUUUGGCUUUUUGAAGAGUUUUAGAGAGCUAUACAUAUAUAUAUUCUCUAUAGUGUACUGUGACUGGGGUCCUUUAUGACCAGGGCAGCAGGUUUGACAGGUAUAUCGGAAGUAAAUAACGUGCAUAACUCAAGCUGCUUUACCUGCGCCAGGUGAGACGAGUCAAAACUCAGCGUCUCCAAGCCUCGAAAAACAGUCAACUUUCGGUUUAAAAAAAAAAAAAGAUGAACAACCCCAUUCCAUCCAACCUAAAGUCUGAAGCUAAGAAGGCUGCUAAAAUCCUACGGGAAUUCACAGAGAUUUCCAACAGACAAGGCCCUGACAAACUUAUUCCAGCCCAUGUGAUUGCCAAAGCCCAUGGACUGGCUAUCUUAUCCGUCUUUAAAGCAGGAUUCAUGAUCACUGCUCGAGGAGGAAGUGGGAUCGUGAUUGCUCGUCUUGCUGAUGGAAGAUGGUCAGCUCCUUCAGCCAUUGGCAUUGCUGGUCUUGGUGGAGGCUUUGAGAUCGGGUUGGAGGCAUCUGACUUUGUCAUCAUCUUGAAUCAGCGACGAGCAGUGGAAGCUUUCAGCAAAGGGGGAAACCUCACAUUUGGAGGGAAUUGCACUGUAGCUGUUGGUCCUCUUGGCAGGAAUAUGGAGGCAGAUGUGGCAUUUCGCAGCACGGCGGCUGUCUAUUCUUACUGCAGGUCACGUGGCCUUUAUGCUGGAGUUUCUCUUGUUGGUUCCUACAUCAUGGAACGUAAAGAGACUAACAGAAAGUUCUACGGCCAGGAUAUUCGUGCAUCUGGUAUCAUCAAUGGUGAUGUGGAGCCCCCACCAGAGGCAUAUGACCUGUAUACUAUUUUGGAUGACUACACAGACAAAUACACCAGUGAUUGGCAGAGCAAGUAUAUGAAUCCUAAUCGAAAGAGUAUAGCCCCAACUAGACCUGCCCCUCCAACCCAGAGAACAGCUUCUUCUUUCAGUUCAAGGGCUGAAGCUUCUUCUGCUUCUUUUCACCCGAGGCCAACUCUUUAUCCCAGUCUUCCUAGUUGGGGAUCUGAAAGCUCAGGUGAAGCAUCAGGUGGCACUAUCUUAGUCACGGCCAUGCAUGCGUUCACAGGGCAGCAGCCUGGCGACCUGAGCUUUGCGGUGGGUGAUCGCAUCACCGUCAUCACAAAGACUGACUCACAGUACGACUGGUGGGAGGGUGAGCUAAGAGGACAGGUGGGCAUUUUUCCAGCCAACUUCGUCUCCCUUAACUGAGAGCGCAAAAGGGCUUUGGGAUUUAAGGAUCCCUGUUUGACAGACACGAAUAUGAAGGGUUUCUUUUCUUUUUUUAAAUAAGUAAACCAUAAGUAAAUUGCUAAAGGCUUGUAUUUGGUUUAGUGGUUUAUAAGGUUUUUCAUGUUUGACGUUCAAGUUUUAAUUAUUGGUCACUGUCUAAACAAAUAAUCAGAUCAUAUUUAUGGGUUGUUAUGGUUCAUGGUUGUUUUGUAUUGAAUUACGGGAAUUGUUUAAAUGUAUUUAACAAUGCACCUAGACAGUUAGUGUAAAGCUAACAUAAUGACAAGUGACUUGACGUCAAAGCAAGCACUAGUGUUUUUCGAAGGAGUGUUAAGUGAUUGUUCUUCUGCCGGUACCUUGUUCCAGAUGUUAUGCAAAUUUUUAUAGCAUUUUUGUCCUCACUUCAGCUACUGGUAGAUAUGAACAGCACAUAAAAUGCACAAAAAAAAUGUAUUUAAUUUUUUCAAGAAAUACUUUAAAUUGUAUAUAUACUUUGCUACAUGUGCCUUUAUGUAUAAAGAGUAGAGUAGAUUGCAUUGACACAGUGAACGAAUGUUAAAUAAUAUGCAUAAUUAAUCAAAUGCUAAUUGAUCUACCGUUUUUACUACACAUAACUGAUAUUUUUAUACGGGUGGUUCUAAUAAAUAAGAGAUGUUUAAAGGUGUUGUGUU
Tachysurus vachellii is the source of this 1985-nucleotide messenger RNA. It is a transcript of the gene sh3yl1, whose product is annotated as SH3 and SYLF domain containing 1. The record is from RefSeq and is a predicted model, not a curated record. Lineage: Eukaryota; Metazoa; Chordata; Actinopteri; Siluriformes; Bagridae. Gene Ontology annotation, cellular component: ruffle membrane. The transcript is spliced from 10 exons. Gene Ontology annotation, molecular function: protein binding; phosphatidylinositol binding. Bases 274 to 1293 code for a protein of 339 amino acids.